Amoebophrya sp. A120 is the source of this 2025-nucleotide messenger RNA. NCBI's taxonomy places the organism in Eukaryota, Dinophyceae, Syndiniales, Amoebophryaceae. The record is from the annotation of a GenBank genome assembly.
AGACAGAGAAGAUUUACAACAUCUCACACAGAUUCGCAGUCGUAGAGGAUUUGGAUUUGGAUCAACGUACCUGUGUCAGCGCUUCUGUGAUGGAUCAACAUCUGUCUUGCUCCAUUAUUCUUAUUGCCUUUUCUUUUUAAAGUGAUCUCAGACUCAGUCUAAUUGGCUGUCGCGAUGGCAUCGAUCUUGAAAAGCCAAAUGUAAGUUUUGUAAAAAUUCCACAUGCACGACUUGCUGUACAUAACCUGUUGAACAAAUACUCUUCCUUGGCUUGCUAGAGAGAAAAGAAAACACUCCAACAUCAAAAUGCCUCCUUCGUGUGAAGCUGAAGAUGUUGACGCUGCAAGGAGCUGCAACAAGCGUCGGCUACAAAUUGAGCACCUUCGAUUUUUGUCCGACACUGCCUUCUACCUUCCUCCAAUUGCGCCUGCAUCAAUCGUCCCGGAUGAUGAACCACAGAACAGUUGCAAGCAGCUUCAGGAGCAUGAUCGCACGGGACCUCCAACCGCAGUCGCUCUUGCUUCGCCUGCCGUUGGGCGUUCGACCUCCACGUGCUCUUCCUCUGCAGCUGCCGACUUGCGAGCGACAUCUUCGAGGACGUCAGUGCGCGAAAUAAACGGCUCGUCUAGCAACGGAGUUGGUCUUCAUCUUCAGAGUUGUUGUGAUAGCACCAACCACGCAGCUGCGAUGUUGAACGAUGCCGAAAUAGUAAAGCUCUUCCAAGAUUUGGGCAAGCAGUACGAAACGACCCUGACCGUUGAUCUGUCCUGUGCAUCGCUGAAGAACGACGAACAGGACACCCCACUCGAAACGCAACUCCACCUCAACAAAGGCGUAAGACUGUGUCUCAACUGGCUUUCGGAGAGAAACUUUUUUUCCCAAUCGAAAAAUCUCACCCUCGCCCUUCACCCGACAGUGUACACCUGUGACCAAGCAAGGCGAUUUUCUCCCCAUUUGGGAGAAAAAACCGCGGAGAUGAAAAAUCUUUUGCUGAAGGAUAAAAAGAAGAACCUUUUCCUUCUCUCCGCCGUGGCGUCAACGAAAAUAGAAUUGAAAAAACUCAAACUCUAUCAAAUGUAAAAGUGUCUGGGUCUGGAGACUUGUGAUGCUGAGUGGCGUCUUAUGAUGAGGCUAAAGAUGCUGGCUCAGCAUGACAAGUUUCUGAGCUCCUAGGUGUUGCCUAUUCCGCAUGACAAACUGCGCUUAUGCAUCACAGAAAAACGGAGCUCGUGGGUAACGUGCAUGACAGAUUUAAGAGUCAUGCCAGACAAGCAUGACAAACAUGAAUUCUUCCAGACCCAGACAUUUUUACAGUUGAUAAACUCCCGGGUGCUGCAAGUGGCGGCUUGGGUUUUGCCAGCAGCGACAGCCUGCUCCAGGCGUUAGAACUGCUGCCGGGGAGUUAUGAAAGCCUCAGAGUUGAAAUCCUCAAAGUGGAAAUAAUUUGUGGCGCAUGAAAUGCAAGGCAAAAAAGACUGUAUUGCAGAGGACACAAUGGAGGCCGACUAUUGUCCUGCUAGGGGUGAAGAAUUGGACUGCUGAUUAGCACGACAGAAGGGCACCCCUUUGCCUAACUAGCAUGACAGACACGUUUCGAGUGCCCGGGAAAUUUGUCAUGCGCCGACUACAAAUGGCGCUUCAACUGGAGUCGUUUUUUUGCAUUACAAAUUAUUUCCACUUUGAGGAUUUCCAACCUGAGGCUUUCAUAGGAGUGUGACGCCGUUUGGACUGCUGUUUAACCGCGACUGUAUCGGUGGAGAAGAUGAUGAAACGACUGGCAGUUCUUGCCAAGCUCGCCCGAAAGUUAGUUACUUUCUCGAUGAAAAUGCGAAGUGCUACGACCGACUGGCAUUCCACCCUUGCGCCUGCCACAGCACGCUGGCGUUGCCGGUAGACACUUUUUGCGCAUUCAUUCGCGAAUGCACGGGAGAUCCUGAAGUUGCAUUUGUCUCUUUGUGAUAAGUAGGUCCGAGCAGCUUGCUAGUACAGGAAUAAAAGCCAAGUCUGCAGCUGAAAAAUUUUCAU